Molecule: messenger RNA, 3279 nt
Organism: Cydia strobilella
Lineage: Eukaryota; Metazoa; Arthropoda; Insecta; Lepidoptera; Tortricidae
Exons: 1
Coding region: 1-3279 (1092 amino acids)
Source: RefSeq, a predicted model, not a curated record
AUGUUGAACAAGUUCCUGGAAAAAAGAUUUCGUGUUUUGGAAAUGAUACAAGCUCCAUCGUCGAGUGCACCUGUAAAUAAAAGAAGUUUUCAUGUAAAUAAAAGCGAACAGAAAUGCAUUUUUUGUAACCAAGACCACCUAUUAUACACUUGUAAGGAGUUUACGAAACUGGAAGUAGAUAAGAGAGUGGAAUAUGUGCAAGGCUGGCGGCUUUGUUUUAAUUGCCUGGUACCGGGGCAUUCAGUCAAGUUCUGCAAACAUCGAUCUUCUUGCCGCCGAUGUGGGAGAAAACACCACUCUCUGCUACACAGCACGUGGAGCCCGCAGUCUCAGACACCUGCGCCAGCUCGGGAGACAUCAGCGCCGCUUUUAGAGGAUAAAGAAGAUAUCAAGGAAGAAAAAGAAGAUAAAAAUAAAAAGAAUAUUAUAUCUCACCUCACUACGGGGAGUCACGCGCGGCUGAUGCCAACUGCAUUAGUGCAAGUAUACGCUGAGAACGGAGAAAAACACUUGAUGAGAGCGCUGUUGGACCCAUGCUCACAAGAAUCUUUUGUAACUGAGGCCGCAGCACAAAGGCUUCGUUUACGACGUACCUCAGUAAGUGGGCAUGUCACGGGAGUUGAGAAAAUGAAGACUACCCUCAAGUAUGUAACAGAAAUAGAGUUCUCAUCAAGAAUCGAGCUUAAGAUGAAGAUGAAAGCAACUACGUACGUUGUACGUCACAUCACCGACAUUAUGCCGGAGAAUGAAGUGAAGAUGGAAAACUGGAAACAUGUCGAGAAGUUGUGCCUUGCAGAUCCAACAUGUCACACUCCAGGUCACAUCGACUUGCUUUUAGGAGUCGAAGUUUGGAGCGAAGUUAUUAAACCUGGAGUGAUCAAUGGCCCCUCAGGAACACCUAUAGCACAAGACACUCACCUGGGGUGGAUUAUUUGCGGAAAUGUGAGGACAGAGCACACUGCCACAAAAAACAUCGUCAGCAUGCAUCUUAAGGUUGAUGUUCACAGCAUGCUGAAGGAGUUCUGGGAGUUAGAAACCUUAGAAGAAGAAAACAAUACACUAACCUCAGACGAAAAGAAGGCAGAAGACAUUUAUGAGAAGACACAACAAAGAAAAGAAGAUGGUCGUUACGUGGUCAGGUUGCCAUUUAGAGAAGAACCACCUGUGCUACCACGUGACUCACGAGAGAUAGCAGUGAAGAGAUGGAUGUCGCAAGAAAGAAGAUUAGAUAAGAAUCCAAACUUAAAACAAGAUUACAACGACGUCUUACAAGAGUACCUAGAUCUGCAACACAUGAAGAAAGUAGAAGAUAAAGAACUAACCGAGAAUUGUGUGUACCUACCACAUCAUGCUGUUGUAAGAGACGACGACGACGACGUCCUGUCGGGGCAUGAAACAGAAGAUCAAGCUAAAAGAAAUCAGAAAGAAAUCACAGCAAUUCUCAAAAAAGUUGGGUUUGAACUUCAAAAGUGCAGUUCAAAUAGUGAAACCUUCAUGCAAGAGAUUGAACCUUUAAAACGAUCACCAAAGGCCCAAAGAGAAGUAGAUGGUAGAGACAGUAUUAAGACUUUGGGUAUAAUUUGGAACACUAAAGAAGACAAAUUACAAAUAACGAAUAAUUUGAAAGACUUACCUAAACAACCUAUCACGAAGAGGAAUGUUUUAGCUGAUAUAGCUUCAUUAUUUGAUCCGAUGGGUUGGCUGGCGCCUGCGGUAGUCAAUGCUAAAACAUUCAUGCAGAAAUUAUGGCAAUUAGGGGUUGGUUGGGACGAAGAACUCGCAGAUGACGCGAAGGAAGAGUGGCUGAAGUUUAGAAACGAGAUUCCUGCAUUGACAGAAGUAAAGAUAAAUCGCUGGAUACAUACCAAUGCAGACAAAAGUUCGAUUGAGGUUCAUGGAUUCGCUGACGCCUCGAUGAGUGCUUACGCAGCAGUAAUAUACGUCCGAGCUGUCGACACAGACGGGCAAGUACAAGUAUCUCUACUUACGGCUAAGACGAAAACAGCGCCUUUGAAGCAAAUAUCCAUGCCAAGAUGGGACAUGUGCGCUGCUGUUCUGCUAUGUAGACUCCUGAAACAUGUGGUCAGCAUAUUAAAAGUUCAAAAACAUCAAGUAUUUGCCUGGUCAGAUUCACAAGUUGUAUUGUCAUGGAUAAAAGGCGAUCCAGGUCGAUGGACUCCUUUUGUAAAAAAUCGAGUCACUGAAAUUAAGAAAAUGAAUGAGAUAAACGGAUGGUAUUAUGUCAAUAUUAAACACAAUCCCGCAGACCCAGCCUCACGAGGAGUUUUGCCGAAAAAGCUCUUGACAAAUACACUCUGGUGGGAUGGACCGGCGUUUCUCAAAGAGCCAGCCAUAGAACUUACGGUAACCGAAGUACCUGAAACAGACUUGGAAUGUACAAGGGUUAUUAUAACAUUAGUUACUGCAACUAAAGAAAAUGUAGAGGUUUUAAUACUUACCUUGAUGGAUAAAUACUCGUCGCUCGGGAAACUGGUGAGAAUAGUCGCAUACUGUCGUAGAUGGAUGCUGCACCUGAAAAGAAAGAGAGAAAAUAAAGAUCACUUACCAACUUACCUGACGACUGAGGAGAGAAAUGAAGCACUUACCAUUUGCUUAAGACGAUCCCAGGAAAUCGAAUUUCAAGAAGAAAUUGAAGAUUUAAAGAGUAAGAGACAGCUGAAAAGAAAAAGUCGAUUGUUGUCACUCGCCCCCUUUUUAGAUCCAAAGGGUGUGUUGAGAGUAGGCGGCCGACUACGCCAUGCUGAUUUAGAAGCUCAACAGAAGCACCCCAUUAUAAUCUCGAAGGACAAUGCUCUGUUACCUCUUCUUCUAGCAGAAGCUCACAGCAGCACUCUUCAUGGCGGUCCGCAGGUGAUGGUGAUGUAUCGUCAAUCAGAAAACUGGCUAAUCAACAUGACUAAUAAAAUAAAGAAAUAUGUACUCAAUUACAUCGUUUGUAUCCGGCAGCGAGGAGAAAUCAGCAGUAAGCUCAUGGGAGAUCUACCUGCUAUGAGAAUAAAACCUGCCAAGCUUUUGUUGAUCAGCGGAGUAGUUUUUUCGGACAUAGGCGAUUUGGUAUUGGUCAAAGACCAACGAUUCCCGCCUGAAAGCUGGCCGAUGGGGCGUAUCAUAGGAAAACAUCCUGGCCCUGAUGGCUUAACUCAGACUUAUGAAUCACGAACAGUGUCUGGUGUUAUACCAAGAUCUACAACUAAAUUAUGUAUUUUGCCUUGUGUAAAGGACUCCGUCCUUUCCGGGGGAGUAUGUUCAAGUAAUUAA